Messenger RNA from Amphibalanus amphitrite, 2073 nucleotides. RefSeq names its product zinc metalloproteinase nas-13-like. The transcript is spliced from 2 exons. Bases 62 to 1516 code for a protein of 484 amino acids. Gene Ontology annotation, molecular function: zinc ion binding; metalloendopeptidase activity. The record is from RefSeq and is a predicted model, not a curated record. Gene Ontology annotation, biological process: proteolysis. NCBI's taxonomy places the organism in Eukaryota, Metazoa, Arthropoda, Thecostraca, Balanomorpha, Balanidae.
UGGGAGGGUGCAGCUGAGCAGCCCGCCGCAGUGCCGGUGCACGGCCGCUGCCGGUGACACGAUGGCGACCCGCUGGCUGUGGCGCUCGCUCGCCGCGGUGUGUGUGCUGUCUGUGCCGGUCGCCGCUGAGGUGUCGCUCUCUGAGACGUCGGUCCAGGUUGGGUCUCCGACCUCUAGCGCUGAGAGGACUACGAGCAGUGCAGAGAGGCUCUUGGUGCCGCCGCUGACACCGGCGCACCUGCUGCGCAGUCCCCAACUGCGGUUCUCUGAGGUCGCCGAGUCGGCCGUCGGUCAGGAGAGUGAGACGUUCGUCGGUGGUGGGUCGGGCUCGGGCUCGGAGCGGUUCGACGUGGGUCCGGCGCUGACGCCGCGCGAUUUCUCCGUCGGCGAGGAGCUGCAGCUGUCGGCCAUGUCGGUGCCGCUGCUGGCCGGCACCACCGACCCCGUGGAACUCGCCGGGGAGUUCGAGGGCGACAUCGCGCUCACAGAGGAGGACCGGCAGGCGGUGACCAACGGCGCCGUGCCCGGCCAGCGCACCUGGCCAGGAAACGCCAUCCGGUACGUCAUCGCGUCCGGCUUCAGCCAGACCGAGCGAGGCGUCAUCGCCGCCGCAUUCCGCGAGCUCGAGCGGCGCACGUGCGUCGGGGUCCACCCGGUGCCGCCCGGCACCCCGACCGGCGACUUUGUGCACAUCGUGCGCGGCCGCGGCUGCAGCAGCGCCGUCGGACGGCUGGGUGGUAACCAGACGCUGUCUCUGUCUGAGGGCUGCUUCACGCGCGGCGUGGUGCUGCACCAGCUACUCCACGCCGCCGGCCUGUGGCACGAGCAGAGCCGGCCCGAUCGCUACCAGUACGUGAACGUGCUGGGCGAAAACGUGGCCGCCGGUCGACUCCUCGACCUUCUGACGUACGCGCGUGUGCCCUCACCGCCGACUCCGACCUACCAGCGCCGCUCGCUGAUGCACCUGAGCCGGUGGGCGUUCUCGGUGGACCGCAGCCGGCCCACGCUGGAGUCGACGGCCGAUCCCACCGAGCCGCUAGGCCAGCGGGACGGCCUGACGGUGGGGGACGCCGUGGCCGUGAACCUGCUGUACGGCUGCGCGGACGGCACGGCACCGCCGCUGCCCGCACCGCUCGGUGCCGACGCCGACUGUGAGGAUCAGAACGAGCACUGCGACUACUGGGCGCGCAUCGGCGAGUGCGCCCGAAACCCCGGCUACAUGAACGAGUUCUGCGCCAGGGCGUGCAACCAGUGCGCAGGCUCGAGCUGCGAGGACCUGGACCGCCAUUGUCGGAUGUGGGCGGCGCUGGAUCGCUGCGAGCGAGAGCUCUCCUACAUGCACGUGUACUGCCGGCGCGCCUGCGAGCUGUGCCAGCGCCAGCAGCCGCGGCCGGCUGACGAGCGGUGCCGCGACCGGGUAGACUCGUGUCCUUUCUGGGCGCGCCGCGGCCACUGCCACCAGUUCGACCAUUACAUGAGGGCGCACUGCAGCCGGUCCUGCGGCUUCUGUCGAUAGACCUUGACAGGGGUUAUCGUCAGUAGGACCGGAGACGGUGAGUCAGGUCUGAUUGGCGACUGUAGAGUGCGGCAGGAAUGAUACGGGACUGCGGACCGUUUAAGUUUGUUGUUUUGUUACGGUUUCCGUGCUAUGUGUGUGUGUAUGUGUGUGACGACUGACGACGACUGGCGAUACAGGGCCUUCGUAAGGUGUGGCUGUUGUGUACAUAUCGUGAGCGUGGGUAGACUUUUUUACCUUGUCUUGCUGCUUGCUGCAUCAGCGGGGCGCUGCCAUUAUCGAGCCGUACCUACAUGCUUCGUUCGUGAAGGUAUCUGUUAUUUAUUUGGUCAUUUAAUGUGUGCAUGAUUUGUGACAGGUUUGAUUUUACUUAUGAAGUACCUAAUAAUGUGUUAAUUACUGUUAUUGUCAUUGUUAUAGCAGUCAACAGUGAACGCAAAUACCCAGAUUGAUUACAUUUAGUCUACUUGCGUAGGCCGUAGACGGUUUUGUUGCUUGUAGUUUACGGGGAUAUUGCAAAAUACGAUGUUCAUGAAAAUAAAAGUCAAUGCAAAUAA